Clonostachys rhizophaga is the source of this 2232-nucleotide messenger RNA. The record is from the annotation of a GenBank genome assembly. Lineage: Eukaryota; Fungi; Ascomycota; Sordariomycetes; Hypocreales; Bionectriaceae.
AUGGCCCAGCGUACCAGUACGUCGAGGCCACAGAUCCCUCAGGAACAACUGAGGGCAAUCAUCACGAUGCAGCCUUAUGCCUUUGACGACACCGACAGGAAGCUUCCAGAUGUAUUCAAAAACAAGAUUCCGUUGAGAUUCAAGAUCAGAGGCAAGUUUCAUCUGAACACAGGCAAUGAAGGGUAUUUGGUCAAGACAGGUGGGAAAAACAACGAAUGGGGACACGCGAGAUUCUAUCAGGGUGAUGCUUUUAUUGACAUUCUUAUUCCAAUGAACAUCGUCAAGGUUGGUGAGAAAUGGAGACCCAUCCUCGAGAGGAUCUCGGCCUCCCAAGUCGUCAGCCACUCUCUGAAUCAAUGGUCAGCGGCUACGGCAGGCUCGGUCCUAGAAAAUUUCGUUCGGUCGUUUUGGCGAUGUCUAUCAAACCAAAAGUCCACACUCGUCGAACUUGGACUACCAGAAAACGAUUUGAGACCAAUGAUCGCUGGUGACAAUCUCGUCAAGAACGUUGACCUUAUCACCAGUGGCUUCACGCCUAAAGUGAAAGAGCUUAUGGCGAAUGGAAACUUCAGUGCGGGCGAUAUCCAAUCCCUACCUCGAGUCACCAAUUCGUGGCCAGAUCCUGGAUGCUUUGGCAUAUACCUGCGAGCAUAUAGGCUUCCGCCACGCUGGGGAGCUUAUGGUGGCCAAACCACUGCUGGCUUCCAGCACCGUAACGCGAGUCACGAAACUAAUGUUAACGCUCAAAACACUCCGCACUAUAAUAUCGCCAAAAAAGCUCAAGAAGAUGAUCGUUAUAUGAUUCCCAUCAUAAUAUGGACCAGGGCUCAGUCACAGAGUAUCACACAAGAAGUCGUCCAGAUGGCUGAACAAACAGUUGUCUCUAUGAUGAACUGUUACCACGACUUGGUGAAGUACAGAUCAUCUGCUGUCAUGGCUAUAGAUCCUCAACUCUAUACACGAUGGAGCUUUCUCAACACAGUCACUCAGCUUGCCAGAGCCAGCUCUGGAUGGCCUGAGCUUAGCUACAUUGGCUGCAAUAUACAAUCCCCAAUUUUUCACCUAAUUUUGGGAUCACCAAUCCAUUGCAUCCCUAUCUCUACACCUCUUCCGAGAGAUCGUCCUAUGACAACCUAUCGAAAAGCACGCUUUUUGAGACCUCACCAGAGUCGACAUGGAACCUUCUCUAUGGCAGUGUAUUUUCAUUAUAAGGCCUCAGGAAAGAAAAGGUGUACCAUGUUUUCGAUUUCACCGGAAACGGCUGCUGCCAACAACCUCCGAGACAUAACCCCAAUAUAUCUGGUUUUCGAAAUAAUGCAGGACAAGCGCCCACAUGACAAUCCGUAUCUUGGGUGCCCGAAGAUGGGCCCAUUCAAAGGAUUUGAAGAUGCGUCUAAGCUUGGCAUUCGGGUGGAGUGGUUUGAUGAAGCAAAAAACGGAUGGAUGUCACUUCCCAUUCGGCAAAAACUCUUUGCAGGUGCUUUCCUCCAAGGAGUCAAGUCUCGAAACCAGGAGCGGGCCAUUGCCCCAUGGCGCAAGACCAUGACACUCAUACAAUUGCUUGAAGGCAUUCGGUAUAAGAAGCCUUUGGAUAGGUUUGAAGAAGAUGCCACGUUUUCGAUUACCGGGCUCUUGGAACUGAAGAGGGACCAUCUCAAACAAACGGCAUCAUGGGUACCUCGACCAUUCAAGGCCCUACAACCCCCUCCGGAGAGAUCCAAUUAUACUGAUAAUUGUGCCCAAAUGGCUGCACUUUGUCGCAAUACAAAAACUGUGACUAAUGUCUCCGAGCGGCCCAAAAACACAGAUGACAUGUGGAAGACCGAUUCAGUUGCUGCUACGCAAGCCGCCAAAACUAGGAACAUGCUUUGUGACCUAUGCGUCUACAUGUGGCGGCAACAAUCUCAAUCUCAAUGUAUCCAGGACCAGCGUCCAGGUUAUGAGGCUUGCUGUACGGCCUGCUCCAUCCUCAACCGCCCAUGCACGUGGACAGCACACAAUGAUCGCAUAGCCGCAGGCGAUACUCUUCGGUACACCGCCGGAAACCGCGGGAUAAUCCCGGGUCCAGCUAACUACCACCUGUCCUUCUACAGUACAGUGCCAAGAAAUGGUGUCGAUAUUGCCGUUGAGGUUUACGCCCCAUUUGAGGGUCGGGAGGGUCUUUUGGUGGCUGCAGGCAUGGAUGAAGGAGAAGAUGAGUCCGUAGAAGGCGUCGAUAUCGAAGAGGAUUGA